Molecule: messenger RNA, 2583 nt
Organism: Seminavis robusta
Lineage: Eukaryota; Bacillariophyta; Bacillariophyceae; Naviculales; Naviculaceae
Source: the annotation of a GenBank genome assembly
CAACGACGGAAAUUAAGAGAACCGAUGAAGGCGUCCAAGAGCAUCUGGCUCCACAUACAUCUCCGUGAUUGCUCUCUGAUUCUGAAGGCUCGCUAGCUAGCUAUAAGAAAGGUGUUGGUACUGAAGCCAGAGCAAUAGCUACCGUAUAGAGAGAAGCUACCGAGACACUACUUGUAAAGAUUCGGAUCCAGACAACGCCCAUUCGGCACACGAUCAGGGCGUGAAAGAGUUCCAGAGCAAAAGAUUUGUGAGGAGAAAUUACCGGUACAGCCAUGGUAUCUGGUGGUGACGACAGCAUGGUGAUGUCCACGGAGGAAGUAGCUCCCGAGACGUCCACCAUGGAGUGCAUUGAAGCUGCCUUUCGAAUAUCCGAUGCGACUCUGGAGGAAGCUCCACAGAUUCUCGAAGCCCUCUACGGGCUGAAUGUGGAACCCUUUGACAACAUUUACCGCCUAGAAAAAAGGCUACGGUCCGGCAGCUUUGGCACCGUCUACGAGUGUCAACAUGUCAGUCAUCCAGAUCAGCUCUACGCCGUCAAGAUUAUCGAUCGCAAAAAGCUCAAACCCAAAGAUGACAAGGCAGUCUUCACCGAAGUAGCCGUCCUACGAGAGUGCCAUGAAAUCGACAAUGUCAUCAAGAUUAUUGAUUUCUUUGUGGAACCCGAUAAACUAUACAUGGUACAAAUGCUGGCCCGGGGAGGAGACGUCUUUGAUAGACUGACGGCACGACAAAAGUACAGCGAACGAGACGCACGCAACCUGGCCGUCACACUCAUCAAGACCAUGUACGAGAUACACAAAAAGACCAUUGUGCAUCGUGACUUGAAACCAGAGAACCUUUUGCUCCAAGAAGAGCUAAAUGACACCAGCAUUUUAGUGGCAGAUUUUGGAUUUGCCAAGCAUUGCGGAUCGGGACAAUACCUCAAGACGAGAUGUGGGACACCUGCCUUUGUAGCACCUGAAAUCGUUCUGGGGACACCUUACAAUGCAAGCUGUGACAUGUGGUCCAUUGGAUGCUUGCUGUAUAUGAUCAUCUGUGGAUACCCACCCUUUCAAGGAAAAGACCACAACGACUUGUUUCGAAAGAUUCGAGCUUCCGAUUUCACCUUUCACGACAAGUAUUGGAAAAAGGUCAGUCUGCCUGCCAAACAGCUCAUUGCCGGAUUGCUCACUGUCAAUGCCAAGAAUCGAUUGACUGGAAAACAAGCCUGUGAAAGUAGCUGGAUCCAAAAACUACCCGACGAGGCCCUCGGCAACACGGACUUGACGGGAGCGCUGAGAGAAAUGAAGAAAUUCAAGGCCCGUGAAAAGCUAAAGAGUGCCAUGGGGGCCGUUCGGUGGGUCGCAACGGCAAACUUUUGGGUGGGAGGUAACAUUUCGUUUUCACAACACAAAUCACGCCAAUCCAUGACUGUACCAGCGGGGGGAAGUGCUGCCCCAGGUGGCGCUGGUGGCGCUGGUGGCGGCGGCGCUGCAGCAGGACGUCAAUCUGGCAAGCUGGCAGAAAUUCAACAAGCUACCUUCCGAGAUCGAUAUGAACUGGUGACCAAGAUAAGAAAAGGAUCCUUUGCAACCGUUUGGGAAUGCCAUCACAAGGUCACCAAAGAAAAGUUUGCUGCCAAAGUCAUCAAGCGUGCAGGUUUGUCGGCAGACGACGAUGAAGCUGUCUUGAAUGAAGUGACAAUCAUGCAGUCGCUAAGUCGACACGGCAAGUAUGUGACCCAGUUGUGCGAUUUCUAUGAAGAAAAGGACUACUUCUUCAUGGUCAUGGAACUGAUGGCAGGUGGAGAUGUGUUUGAUCAGAUUGUGGAACGGACCAGUUACACCGAAAAGGAUGCCCGCGAUUUGGUCAAGACGUUACUGACAGCGGUCAAAUGCUUGCAUGAAAAUGGUAUUGCUCAUCGAGACAUCAAGCCUCAGAACCUUUUGCUUCCAUCCAAGCAAGCUGCUGCCAACAUCAAGCUAUGCGACUUUGGCUUUGCUCGUCGCGUUCACACACCUCAAUCCAUUACACAUCGAGUUGGCACUCCGACCUAUGUGGCACCUGAAGUCCUGAAAAAUAUUCCACACGACGAACGAGUAGACAUGUGGAGUGUUGGUGUAACAAUGCACGUGCUGCUCGUGGGAUAUGCUCCAUUCAUGGAAGACGACCAAUUAAAGUUGUUCUCGAAGAUCAAGAGGGGAGAGUGGCGCUUUCACAGACCCGAUUGGAGGCAUAUAUCCGAGGACGCGAAGGACUUGAUCCGCGCUUUAUUGGUGAUAGAUCCGGUGGAGAGAAUGACAGUGGACGAGGCGUUGCGUUGUCCUUGGCUCACGCAGGACAACGACGAAGAUUUAUCCAACAAUAGUUUGAACGGAUCCAUCUCGAACCUAAUGAGCAAACGCCAGAAAUUGCGGAGUGUGGCCAAGACGGUUCUUUUCAUGGGUAAGAUCGGUGCGAAAUUCGGCAACAAUUCGGCUUCUUCCGACGGAAAUAUUGCGGAGGUUGUGACUGUUGACAAAGACAACAACACGGUCGAGUUCGACAAACAAUAGCUAGCGUAGUGUCUUGUGCAGUUGUAAAGUAUCCUGUUGUCCUCUUGGG